AUGAAUCAAUUGAAUCCUAACAUUUCUACCAUUUCUCAAAAUUCACGGAUGCGUCCCAAGAAAAGCGCAUUGGAAUUAUCCCGUAAUGCAAAUAAAAAUGGUCGAUCACAUUUGAAGAAUAUAUCAGGUCGGAAAGAUGCUGCCAUGAUUUGUAUGCCUGAGAAAAAUAAUGAAGUAACAAAACUUAGCAAGACUAUCAACUUAUGA
Molecule: messenger RNA, 207 nt
Organism: Clunio marinus
Lineage: Eukaryota; Metazoa; Arthropoda; Insecta; Diptera; Chironomidae
Source: the annotation of a GenBank genome assembly